Dendrobium catenatum is the source of this 3728-nucleotide messenger RNA. RefSeq names its product putative pentatricopeptide repeat-containing protein At5g13230, mitochondrial. The transcript is spliced from 2 exons. Gene Ontology annotation, biological process: RNA modification. Bases 295 to 2700 code for a protein of 801 amino acids. Lineage: Eukaryota; Viridiplantae; Streptophyta; Magnoliopsida; Asparagales; Orchidaceae. The record is from RefSeq and is a predicted model, not a curated record. Gene Ontology annotation, molecular function: RNA binding; zinc ion binding; protein binding.
CAUUUUGCUAGAACUUUCAAGCUCUAAAUCACGUACAUGCUUCUCAUCCAUCUCUGUUGAGAUGCCAACACAGAUUUCCCAAUCUCAUCCCGUUCAUGAAGAUGAAGUUUUUAAUAUGACAAUUGAAUGUCUUCAUUGCCGCGCGCUCAUAACCAAAGAAAUCCUUACGAAUCAAAUGCUGUUAUCGGUUGAGCUGAAAUAUGUUCGCCUCGGCGUAGCAAAUACCGGAAGGAGAGAGCUCGUUAGAGAUGGUGAUGACCUCGCCUUCCUUUCCCUCUUCAAGUAAUAUCGAAAAUGGUGAUUGCGUUUCUGAGAUCCUGGAAAACCAAAUGGUCGCUUUUAUCUGCAACCCCACGCUUAAAUCCCUUGUCUGGCUUCUUUCCUCGGCGCCGUUUUCCAGCCAACGCCGCCCAGCUUAUGGUUGUGGAAGGAGAAAGUGUUUUUCUGGAGUUCGAUUCUUAUGCUUAUGCCCGAGCUUUGACAUCUUGCAUUGCCGGAGGAGAACCAUUCAGGGGAAAGGCUAUCCACUGUCACGUUCUGAAAAAGGGUGGUUGUUUAGAUUUAUUCUGUCGGAAUAUUCUCCUUAAUUUUUACGGCCAUGCCAAAUGCGGCAAUUUUACCGAGGCCACUGUGCUUCUCCUCAAGCUCCAUAGAGAAGGCCAUGAGCUUAACCACUUUGUCUUUACCACUGCUCUUAAGCUGUUUAUAAUGAUGGAUUUACCAGAGGUUGGACAUUGCCUGCAUGCUAGCAUCUGCAAGCUUGGUCAUGAUAACAAUUCUUUUGUUGGAGCUUCUCUCAUUGAGACCUACUCAUGUUGUGGACUUGUAGAUGAUGCGCGAGGGGUGUUUGAUUCGAUAAAGAAGGACAUUGUUGUUUGGACUGGGAUGGUGACUUGCUAUUCUGAGAAUGAAUGUGCAUAUGAAGCCUUGCUCCUCUUCUCUGAAAUGAUGAAAGAAGGUUUGAAUCCAAACAACUAUACUCUUACUAGUUUGCUCAAAGCUUCUGUUUCCUUGUCAUCUCUGGCUCUUGGCAAAUCUAUACAUGGUUGUUCUGUGAAAUCAAUGUAUGAAUCUGAUGAGUAUGUGGGUGGUGCCCUGCUUGACAUGUAUGCCAAAUGUGGAGAUAUUGAGGAUGCCCACUUGGCUUUCAAUAUGGUUCCUGAUUGUGAUGUGAUUUUAUGGAGCUUUAUGAUUGCACGCUAUGCACAGAGUGAUAAGAAUUCAGAGGCUUUGGAUCUCUUCCAGAGAAUGGUUAAAUCCUCUGUAGCUCCCAAUGAAUAUAGCUUUUCCAGUGUUCUUCAAGCAUGUGCAAAUAUAGGAAACUUGGACUUGGGUGGGCAAGUCCAUUGCCAUGUGAUGAAGAUUGGCCUCCUGUCAGAUAUUUUUGUGGCAAAUGCUCUUAUGGAUGUCUAUGCUAAGUGUAGUGAUUUGGAGAGCUUACAGAAGAUUUUCCAUGGAUUGUACCAUAAAAAUGACGUGAGUUGGAACACAAUUAUUGUUGGCUAUGUGCAUUUAGAUCUUGGAGAUGAUGCUCUAAGAUUGUUUAAGCAGAUGUGGGAUAUUGGUAUACAAGCAACUCAAGUAACUUACUCUAGUGCUUUACGAGCUUGUGCAAGCGGCGCAGCCAUUGAGCUGGUUGGUCAGAUUCAUUCUUUGGUUACGAAGACUCCAUUCAAAGAUGAUAAUGUUGUUAGCAACUCCCUUGUUGCUUCAUAUGCUAAAUGUGGUAACAUCAAAUAUGCUUGCAAGGUCUUUGGUCUCAUGAAAGAGCAUGAUAUAAUAUCCUGGAAUGCACUGAUAUCUGGUUAUGCUAUUCAUAGUCUUGGCACAGAUGCUUUAUCUGUUUUCAGAAAGAUGACUGAAGAAGGGAUCAAAGCCAAUGGAGUAACCUUUGUUGGUUUGCUAUCAGCAUGUAGUAAUAUGGGUUUGCUGGAUGAAGGUCGAUCUUUGUUCAAUUCUAUGACUGAAGAUUAUAGUAUUGAACCUAGUAUGGAGCAUUAUACAUGCAUGGUUAAGCUUUUUGGACGUUCAGGACAUUUUGAUGAGGCCAUGAAACUUAUUAAAGAGAUUCCAUUGCAAGCUACUGUGAUGGUUUGGCGUGCAUUGUUGGGAGCUUGUUUGAUCCACAAGAAUGUCGAUUUAGGAAAGGUUUGUGCUGAAAAGGUUCUUGAGAUUGAACCACAAGAUGAGUUGACAUGUGUGUUGCUGUCGAAUUUGUAUGCUGCAGCAGGAAGUUGGGAUAAUGUUAGCCUUAUUAGAAGCUAUAUGAGAAAUCAAAAUGUGAAGAAGGAACCAGGCAUCAGCUGGAUUGAGAAGCAGGGUGAAAUCCAUUCAUUCACUGCCGGAGAUCUAUCACACCCAGAUAAGAGGGUGAUUAAUGCAAUGCUGGAGUGGCUGAAUAGAAAGAUCAGGAAAGCAGGCUAUGUUCCUGAUUUUAACGUAGUCUUGCAUGAUGUAGGGGAUGAGCUUAAGAAAAGACUUCUAUGGCUACAUAGUGAGCGGCUGGCUUUGGCUUUUGGACUUGUUGGCUUGCCACCAGGAAGUCCAAUUCGGAUCAUUAAGAAUCUUCGGUUCUGCUCAGAUUGUCAUGCUUCAUUUAAAUUGAUAUCAAAGGUUGUAGGGCGUGAACUUAUUGUCAGAGAUAUGAAUCGAUUUCAUCAUUUUGAGGAAGGGAUAUGCUCUUGUGCUGAUUUCUGGUGAUAAAAUAAUUUGGUUCCCGAUCUUUCAGCAGAGCAUCUUAUGAUCGUGCAGCAGUUGGUGAGUGUAGAAACAGAAGGAGAAGAUAGCAGCACAGAGAGGAAAAGAAGAAUGUUAUUUUCUCAUGUCUAGAAUACAAAUAUUCAGAGGUAUUUAUAGAUUACAGGGAGGUAAGUACACAUCAGCAAUACGAAUAUAAACAUAAUGAGCGGACGUGUCUUCUAUGUCUUGUUGUGUUCUAAUACAUCCCGACAAACUGAUGGAUCUUGAAUGACCGUCAGUUUGAGUCUGAGCUGUUGAAAGCGUUUUUGAGGUUGGCAACAAGAAAUUUCAGAGAGGAUGGAAUGCUUGCAGCGUCAAGAGAGGCAGAGUUCUUGAGGCGGAGUUGUUCUGCUCUUCGGUCAGGGAUGUCUCCGAUGAAUCCAUGAACGCAGACGAAUCGAUCGUCCCGCUCUGAUACCAUGUAGAAACGAACUGCCUAGAAGCAGUUCUUGAAACGCAAAGCAGAAGAUAACAGCACAGAGAGGAAAAGAAGAAUGUUAUUUUCUCAUGUCUAGAAUACAAAUAUACAGAGGUAUUUAUAGACUACAAGCAGGUAAGUACACAUCAGUAAUAGGAAUAUUAACAUAAUGAGCUGACGUGUCUUCUAUGUCUUGUUGUGUUCUAAUAGUGAGCCCCAUGGAGAUUUUGGCAAGAGGGAAACAACAGAUUUUGCUAACGUUGAAAGCAAUCAAAGAGCUGCUUACUGCUCUAACUGAUACAAAGGAAACAACUGAGGAUGCGAAUCUACAAUAAUUGAGCUAAAAUUCCUCCUGUGAGCUUCAUUUCUGGAUACAGCGCCCAUUGGCAGUUUUGAUAGCUUCUUUCAGCUGGAAAUUAGGCCUCUGGAAAUUCUUCUUAGAGAAAUAUGCAAAUGGCACACCAGCAUUACAUAUCAUUUGAAUUGGUAGAAUCUCAUUUGGGAAAUAGUCUUGAAUUUUCACUUUUUGCUUUCAAUGCAAAUAGCAAAUAAAGAUUUCUCCAUCAUCACA